Orbilia oligospora ATCC 24927 is the source of this 2007-nucleotide messenger RNA. RefSeq lists its product as uncharacterized. NCBI's taxonomy places the organism in Eukaryota, Fungi, Ascomycota, Orbiliomycetes, Orbiliales, Orbiliaceae. The transcript is spliced from 8 exons. Gene Ontology annotation, molecular function: hydrolase activity. The record is from RefSeq and is a predicted model, not a curated record. Gene Ontology annotation, biological process: nucleotide catabolic process. The coding region runs from base 1 to 2007 and encodes 668 amino acids.
AUGGGCGAAGUAAUCUAUUCCGCUGGGCGAGAUACCCCGCCAGAUGUCCGGCUCAUCCACUUCAACGACGUCUACAACAUUGGAGCUAGCUCACGAGAACCAGUCGGCGGCGCGGCUCGAUUUAUCAGCUUGGUAAAGCACUACCGCAAUGCAGAGGAGUUCAAAGACCAACCUGGUCUGUUAGUUUUCUUCUCUGGUGAUGCGUAUAAUCCUUCGCUGGAGAGCACGGUGACCAAAGGAAAACAUAUGCCACCGAUUUUGAACGCAAUUGGAAUCGAUGCUGCUUGCGCUGGGAACCAUGACUUUGAUUAUUCUCCUGAGAACUUUGCUCACCUCGGAAAACUAUGUAACUUCCCAUGGUUAACUGCGAAUCUUUACCUCGAUGGGAAACCCAUUGGUGACUGUAAACGCACUACUAUGCUCACAACUACUGACGGGAUCAAGAUUGGGGUUAUUGGUCUUGUUGAAGAAGAGUGGAUUGCUACCGUGAACAGUAUACCCCCUAAUGUGGAGUGGCGUGAUGCUGCGACUGUGGCGAAGGAGUUGGUACCCCAGUUGAGGGAGGAAGGUGCAGAGAUGGUGAUUUGCGUUUCUCAUGCGAGGGAGCCGAAUGAUAUUAAAUUGGCGAAGGAGAUGCCGGAGGGGUUGGUUGAUAUCAUACUGGGAGGUCAUGAUCACCAUUAUGCGCAUGAGAUAGUAAACGGAGUUACUAUUCUACGAAGUGGAACGGAUUUCAAAAAUUUGUCGUAUCUGACCGCUCGCCGCAAAACUACUGGGAAAGGCUGGGACUUCGACGUUCUCAAACGUGAUAUCACCAGUGACAUCCAAGAAGACGAGGACGCCGCCAAAAUCGUCAAUGACCAAACAGGUGCGCUCAAAGCCAAAAUGGAAAAACCAAUCGGCAUAACUUCCGUACCCCUCGACUCCCGCUUCACCGUCGUCCGCACCAAAGAGUCCAACAUUGGGAACUUCUCCUGCGACGUCAUGCGUUACUUCUACAAUACCGACUGCGCACUCAUGGCAUCUGGAACCAUCCGUGGAGAUGUAAUCUACGAACCAGGGAUAAUCCGUAUCAAGGAUCUUCUCGAUUGUUUUCCCUUUCAGGAUCCCUGUGUGGUUAUUAAAAUAUCCGGGGAGAAGAUUAUUGGUGCUCUUGAGAAUGCGUUUUGUAAGGUGCCAGCGUUAGAAGGGAGGUUCCCGCAGGUAUCUGGGAUGAGGAUUGUGUAUGAUCCCGAUGCAGAGCCGUUUAAACGAGUUGUCAGUGUGAGUAUUGGCUGUGCGCAGGAUCCCAAGCAUUAUGAGCCGCUUGUGAAGGAUAAACUGUAUACCAUGGCUACACGAGACUACAUGCAACGAGGCAAGGAAGGAAACGAAAUGAUGGCCGAUUGCGAGGUCACCGUAAACGCUGAAUCCGGCCUUCUCCUCUCUACUCUACUCCGCCAAUAUUUCCUAUCCCUCAAGAUUCUGGGUAGCUGGUCUACUCACCCACAAACUUUUGAUGCAAUCAACCCGGCCUCUCCACAGAUAUCAUCAUCAAUGAACAAACAACUUAAUGAUACUGCAUCCGCCAGUUCUUCUGAAGACUCCAUCGCGGAAGCAUUUAUCGAACACCCCGAAACCCAACAAAUCGGAAGAAGACCGUCGAUGCUACAUCAUUCCACUUGCACAUCUCAACGAUUCCAAAGAUUACAAGCAAGACACAGAGAGAAAGGGAUGUUGGAGGACGAACCACUUUCUUCUCGGGCCGAAGAGGGAGAUCAAGAUGGUGAAAACGGCCCGAUCUCACCGGUUGUUGAUGAAGCGACUCAAAAGAUCUUGGAUAAUUUGAAGAGGAAAGCUGGUAGGAAGUGGGGACGGCUGGCGUUGGGGAGGGGGCUGAAGGAUGAUACUGAAGAAAGUAGUAAGGAUGAAUUGGGGAGUAGGUGGGAUCAUCAUGGGUUGAAUUGGUGUAAAGGGAUUAGACCUAAAGUUGAAGGGAGGAUUAAGACCGUUAAGGAGGCGGCCUAG